Molecule: messenger RNA, 5943 nt
Organism: Chroicocephalus ridibundus (black-headed gull)
Lineage: Eukaryota; Metazoa; Chordata; Aves; Charadriiformes; Laridae
Product: myogenesis-regulating glycosidase-like
Exons: 2
Coding region: 490-2526 (678 amino acids)
Biological process (GO): skeletal muscle fiber development; carbohydrate metabolic process
Molecular function (GO): hydrolase activity, hydrolyzing O-glycosyl compounds
Source: RefSeq, a predicted model, not a curated record
AACCGUGGCUCGGCAAAGCUCGGACCCUUCGCACCACCGGGAUGCCUGCAGCAGCUGCCUGUUGGCCGGGUCCCCGGCACAGCUCGGCUGGCGGGUUGGCUGCUCACGCAUCCCCCACGGCACCGGAGAAAACACGCUGGUGACGAUGACGUGAUGGGUCCCCUCCUCCUGCCCGUGGACACACGAUGCUCGGGGCCAGCCAGCUCAUAUCCCCGCAAGACCCCCGUGGGAUGGGAGAGGACAAAGCUGAUGGGGACAUGGAGAUGUAGCAGCGCUUAUUUUUUAUGUGCUUUAAAAGCCAUCUGCGGUGGAGCCAGGCGGCAGGCAGGGAUCCCCGGGAGGCUAUGGACGCAGAUGGGUGCUUCAGGACUCAGUGGAGGAGGGAACUCUCCUAACAGUCCAUUGUCUUCUCCUGAGAGCCCCAGCAUUGCUGCUAAGAGAUCUUCCUUCCCAAUCCUCUGCAGAAAGCUCUAGAGAAAACAGAGCACCAUGUACACCUUUCUGCCCGAGAACUUCACACCGGUGAAGCAGAAGCCCUCCAAGGAGCUGAGGCCCAUGCUCGGGGCCAUCUUGCUGGGCCUUAUCCUGUUCAUUGCCGCGGUGGUGGCCUGGUGCUACUACACAGUGUCCCUGCGGAAGGCGGAGCGGCUCAAGACGGAGCUGAUGGACCUGCGGGCGGAUGGCUUCGUCAUCAGGAACCAGCACGGGGAGGUGGUCUUCCGUCUGGCCUUCCGCUCGGGCAGCCUGGACCUGGAGUCGUGCUCCAAGGAGGGCGAGAUUUUGAGCUGCACGCGGUCGGGCAGGGGGCCGCUCAACUUCUUCAUCCAGACGGUCAAGCCUAAGGACACAGUGAUGUGCUACCGCGUGCGCUGGGAGGAGCUGGCAGCCGGCCCGGCGGUGGAGCACACCAUGUUCUGGGAGGACGCCCACUGGUACGGGGGCUCAGAGAUGAGCACCCAGCACUGGCCCAUCCGCCUGGCCGGCUACCAGGAGCCCGUGCCCUAUGUGACAAGCGAUGUCUACUCCUUCCGCGACAGCUUUGGUGGCAUCCUCGAACGCUACUGGCUCUCCUCCAAGGCGGCAGCCAUCAAGAUCAACGACUCCGUGCCCUUCCACCUGGGCUUCAACGCCACCGAGCGCGCCCUCUUCUUCCAGGCCCGCUACAAGGACUCACCCUACAAGCCCCCGCCGGGGCAGCAGCCCUUCCCCGAGCUCAGCUACCGCGUCUGCGUGGGCUCCGACGUCACCUCCAUCCACAAGUACAUGGUGCGCAGGUACUUCAACAAACCCUCCAAGAUCCCUGCCGAGAAUGCUUUCCGAUACCCGAUCUGGUCCACCUGGGCCCUCUACAAGAAUGACAUUGACCAGGAUAAACUCUUGCGAUUUGCUGAAAAAAUCAAGAAGUACCGUUUCAACUGCAGCCACAUUGAAAUUGAUGACAUGUACACGCAAGCCUAUGGGGACUUUGACUUUGACCCUGUCAAGUUCCCCAAUGUAACAGAGAUGUUUGCAAAACUGAGGGAAGAUGGGUUCAAGGUCACCCUGUGGACUCACCCUUUCAUAAACUACAAUUCCUCCAAUUUUGGAGUGGGCAUCGAGCGUCAGCUGUUCAUCAAGGAGCCAUCAGGACGACUGCCAGCAAUGGUGGAGUGGUGGAAUGGCAUCGGGGCCAUCCUGGACUUCACCAACCCAGCAGCUCGGGACUGGUUCCAGAGCCAGCUGCGCCAGCUCCGACACAAGUAUGGCAUCUCGUCCUUCAAGUUCGAUGCGGGUGAGACCAGCUACCUGCCCAAGCAGUUCAGCACCUUCCGCCCACUCUCAGACCCCAGCAUCUGGUCACGGCGCUACACAGAGAUGGCCAUCCCCUUCUAUGAGCUGGCUGAAGUGCGGGUGGGCUACCAAUCGCAGAACAUCUCCUGCUUCUUCCGUAUCAUUGACCGUGACUCCGUCUGGGGCUACGAGCUUGGCCUCAAGUCCCUCAUCCCCACGGUGCUCACCAUCAGCAUGCUGGGGUACCCCUUCAUAUCCGCUGACAUGAUUGGAGGAAACUUCCUCCCCAACAAGACAGACGGUGCGGUGGAGAUCCCUGACCGGGAGCUGUACAUCCGGUGGCUGGAGCUGUCGGCGUUCAUGCCCUCCAUGCAGUUCUCCAUCCCUCCCUGGCUCUACGACAAGGAGGUGGUGGAGAUUGCACAGAAGUUCACGGAGCUUCAUGAGUCACUGGUGGCCCCGCUGCUGCUGGAGCUGGCUGGGGAAGUCACCGACACGGGUGACCCCAUCAUCCGUCCCAUCUGGUGGAUCUCGCCCCGCGACGAGGCCGCUCACAGGAUCGACUCCCAGUUCCUCAUUGGGGACACCCUCAUGGUGGCCCCUGUCCUGGAGAUGGGCAAACAGGAGCGUGACGUUUACCUGCCGGCAGGCAAGUGGCGCAGCUACAAGGGGGAGCUGUUUGAGAAGACCCCGGUGCUGCUCACGGACUAUCCCGUUGACCUGGACGAAGUCGCCUAUUUCCUCUGGGUUUCCUAACAGGCUCCUCCAUCAGCUUUGGGAUAACCAUGCCUUACCUAGGACUUUGUAACAAAUAAUAAUUCUAAUUGCACAUUUCAUUUGAGACUGGGGUUGAGUAAGGGAAUUACAUAGACUUCACUGUCCUUGACGUAAUUUUUUUUUAUUUGGAAGGGGAUCAUCUUUUUUUUUUUUUUUUUUUUUUAAUUUGGGUCAGGUGUGAGACUCCGGUUGUGCUACGGUAGGCAGAAUUUUCUCUGUCUAGGUCAUUAAUGAGUUUGUCUGCAGACAGGUAGUAAAGCCAACUACCUUUUCAGUUCCCAAGGACUUCAAGAGGUGGAAGUUGGUUAGUGCCAGGGUCACUGGUCUUGUGGGAGCACCCAGCACUGGGCAUGGGGGCGAGUGACAUGGGAGGGUUGCUACAGCACAGCCUGCCUUAAGUUUUAUAAUAUGGCAAAUAUAUUUAAAAGGACUUUUUUAAUAGCAGAAAAGAAGAUAGUGAGCUACAUAUAUAUAUAGACACACAUAUAUUUUUUCCCCCUUUAGUCUUGUGUGGCACUGGACUAACCACUUGCCCCAUGUUUCCACUUUCCCGGGUACCAGGCAGGCCAGGUUACUCGAGUGACGUCGGGGUUUUUUCACUGUAUGGGCUGUGCGUCGCUUUCUGGGCCAGCUGCAUCCCACCUCCUUGCCCAUUUAACACCUGCUGCGCCGCAAGACACUUGCCUGUGGGCUUUGCCUUGGGUGUCAACAUUGCCUUUCCUAGAGCGGCGCCGGCCAUACCAGCAUGCCCCAUUAGUCUUUUUAAAGCAUUUAUGGCCCCGCUUCGUUAUGUGAUUGUCCUACUGAUAUCAUCUCUUUCGGUUUUUAAGGACAGAUGAGCAUUCAGGUCUGUUGCUGACAGAAGGACGGCCUGGAGCAAAGCCAUUCUCAAAAAGUAUGUGUGGCGCUUUCCCAGGAACAGCAGGUUCCCACAAGCGGCACGUGUCUUGGAUUGACAGUGACGUUUGCUGCUAGCCGGUUUGCCAGUGGGUGGAAAACACCAGCUUUUGCACUGAUGGGUCUGUGCCAGCAGGUGUUCUCACUGCACCCGCGGAAAUGUUCUCAUCUACCAUGAAAUUAAGCUAAUAUCCAUCUCUGUCUCAGGUCGCAGUUAGAGGUGAUGAUUUUCUUUAGCGUUUUUCAGAAGCAGCCCUCCUCUCUCCCGGGGAGAAUUAGGGGCCUUCCUCAGGCAGCAUUUGUGGUGCUGGAGGUGGGGUUGCUGUUGGAGGCUUCAGGAGGUGACACAGGGUGACAGGGUCCUGCACCCCGAGUCCCCAGCAGCUGUGAUGGAGCUGCAGAGAUGCCUCUUUCCCAGCUUUCCCAUUUGGUUUUGUUUGGGAAGAUGCAUUUACAGAGACUCGUGGUCAACCUCUGCUCCAAGAUGGCGCAAACAGGAUUGAAGUUUGGCUGGGCUGUUCCUUGGGUAGGUGCAUGUUUCAGCCUCUGAAUUUUUAAUGAGCCUUUGCAGAAUUGAGCUGCGUUGGCUGGGAAGGUUUGGGGCACCCUGCCCGGGCUAUGGCCAGCCAAGAACACCUCAACAUCUGCGAGGUUUCUCAUAGGAUUGCAUCUGAGCUGAGCGUGGGUCUGGCAUGAGCCUGUCACCUGGGCAGAUGGAGGUGUGUUUUGGGUAGGGUUGGGUACCAGCGAGGAUCUUUCUCAAAGCCCAUCUCCUGCAUUGGGUAUUGCAGGAGGCAGAAAAGGAGAUGCGCUAAAUGUGGGGUUUGUGAUAGGGUCCAGGAGUAGAAAAUCAGGUAUUUGGGGCAAAAUAAGAAGUGCUUUUAUAGCUAAGAAAUGAGGAAGUCCAGUUUGAUAUUCUUUGAAGCAUCUCUUGUGGUGUGAAUCUGCCCUGUGUAAUUUGCAGUUUCAGCCGCAGAAGGAGAUGCGCAGGAGCCCUACAGGUUCCUGCUCAGCGGGAGAACAAGCGUGUCCAAAAGCCUGUUCCUUGUGGCUUUUAAAUACAAAGGACUCAGGUUUGUUCCCUGCCAUCGGUGCAAAUAACAGUUGUGUUACAAGUUACAGACACCCUUUGGCAAGGAGUUAAUCCUGGAGCCCCACCAUCAGUCAUCAGGGCACUGUCAGUAUUUAGCCCUUGGACUAGAGGGCAGAGGUGAAGGUGAGGAGCUCCAGUACACGAGUGACCACAGCCUGCAAGGAGAACAGGGUGCAGAGAGGGCUUCUCCAGCCCCAGAAAUGCUUAAAGACCAUGCUUUGAGGGGCUCCAGCUCUUCCCUUUCAAACUUUGCUUGUGAAAUACUUGUCCUCCCUUGGCAUGGGAGUCAUUGGGUGGAGAAGACAUUGCUACACAGCUCAGCUGCCAGUGAAGAUGUGGGAUCUUGGGCACAGGACUUCAUGGGAAGGAUCCCAGUGUGACCAGGGGAUGUUGCAUGUCUUCUCCCUGUCUCCGCUGUGCCAUUCGCCUCAUCCCUCACUGGUAAGGGGUGAGGCUACAUGAAGAGAAGCCCCACAUUCCCAUUAGUAUCCCUUUAUUAUGAAAAUGGUGGGAGUAGCCAGAUGAGUGCCUUCAAUCCCCCUUGCAGUGGUUUCAGGCUCUGUCAGGAAGGUCAUGGAGAAAAUUCCCUGUUAGGCACACCAUCCUCCUUUCCCUCCACUCAAAAAGAAGGAUUUUAUUAUCAAAGUUUUAAUUUUCUUUUUAUUUAACUAUAUGAAUAAAUGGGUAAGACUAUAGAGUGCCCUUAUUUUUAUAAAUGCUGUAGUUAGGGCAUAAGUGGCUGUGGCUAUCCAGUGCUCCAGCUAGGAGAAAUGUUAAGCUGCUGGGAGGACAUAAGGGAUGAUGCUGAAGAGCAGGUCUGUAUGGGUAGAUCUCUGUUGGUCCAUGGCACCAAACCUUCCUCCGCAUGUCAGGGACAGGCUCAGCAGUGCUGCCUCAAGCUAUCUCAAAGGCUUCUAGGUGCCCUUUCCAUCCAACUUUUUACCAAAAAACACUAUUUCUAACACUGUGCUGUAGCCCUGCAGGACUCGAGGACCUCUAGAACUUCAAGACCACAAGUGCUCUGUGCACAGACACCUUGGGAACUGCACGCCAUGGAGAUUUCUCCGAUUUACUCCAUGAGUCACUGGCCAAAACAGAGUUUAGUUUGACUCAGCCAAGGAAAAGCCCCAAAAGAGGUUUUUGGGGUUGGGUUCAGCCUUUUCCACCCCAGCCCGCAGCAGAUGGUGGCUGAGCAGCACGUCAACGUGAUGUCCGUGUGAUGGAAUUUUGAAGCUUGCACUGUUGUGUGUUGGGUUUUCUGGAUGCUUGUGUUUGCACAUGCUGUCCUACGUUGGACUGUAAUGCUGGUGGGUUUGUUUUUAACCACUUUUCUAAUUCUUAAUUGUUACGAAAACAGAACUGUAACAUGAAUCUCCUUGAUUGAUAUAAAAAUUUGGAAAACAAAA